UUUGCUAUAUGUAUUUAGGCCAGGGCCUGCUGGAAAUGUAAAAUAACAGAAUAUUGAAGUAUACUGUUUUCCGUGCUUGGAAAUUUUAAGAAAACUGGAAACUAUAACCGUUGUUCAAAUUAAAGAGGCAUGGCAGAUAGCAGUGAGGGGAGGCGUAAGGGUACCGCCAAGGUCCGCACCCUCCAAGAAAUCGAGAAGAAGGUCCAGGAGCGAUGGGAUCGUGAGAAGAUUUUUGAGGAGGACGCACCCAGCGGGGUCAAAGGUCCUGGGAAAGAUAAGUACAUGGUGUGUUUUCCCUACCCCUACAUGAACGGAAGACUGCACCUUGGCCACACAUUCUCUCUGUCAAAGUGUGAGUUUGCUGUGGGUUACCAACGUCUAAAGGGCAAGCAAUGCCUCUACCCCUUUGCCUUUCACUGCACCGGCAUGCCAAUUAAGGCCUGUGCAGAUAAGCUGAAGAGGGAGAUGGAAGACUUUGGCUGUCCGCCAGUAUUUCCCAUGGAGAUGGAGGGCGAAGAUGAGAUUGACAAGGAGGGGACAGAUGUUGUCAUCAAGGACAAGUCAAAAGGAAAAAAGAGCAAGCUAGCAGCCAAGACAGGCAAGGCCAAGUACCAGUGGGAGAUCAUGCAGUCCCUGGGUAUAUCUGAGGAGGAGAUCCCCCAGUUUGCUGACAGCCAACACUGGCUGGAAUACUUCCCACCGUUGGCUAAGCAAGACCUGAAGGGGAUGGGCCUCAAGACGGACUGGCGACGAACGUUCAUCACGACGGACGCCAACCCCUACUACGAUUCCUUCGUCCGCUGGCACUUCCUGACCCUCAAGAAGGCCGGCAAGGUGAAGUUUGGCAAGCGGCACACCAUCUACUCGCCCAAGGACGGCCAGCCCUGCAUGGACCACGACCGGCAGACGGGGGAAGGGGUAGGGCCGCAGGAGUACACCCUCAUCAAGAUGAAGGCCCUCAAGCCCUACCCGGAGCGCCUCAAGAAAUUCUCCAACAAGAGCAUCUACCUGGUGGCGGCUACCCUCCGGCCGGAGACCAUGUACGGCCAGACCAACUGCUGGCUGCGGCCGGACAUGAGCUACAUAGCCUACGAGACCAGGGACGGGGAGGUGUUUAUCAGCACACACAGGGCUGCACGAAACAUGGCUUACCAAGGCCUGCUGAAGGAGGAGGAGAAGGUGACGGUGCUGGCUGACCUGGUGGGCCAGGAUAUCAUGGGCAUGGCCUUGAGUGCCCCUUUAACCUCCUACAAGACCAUCUACACCCUGCCCAUGCUGACUAUCAAGGAGAAUAAAGGGACAGGUGUGGUCACCAGUGUGCCGUCUGACUCACCGGAUGAUUAUGCCGCCCUCAAAGACCUGAAGAACAAGAAAGAAUUCCGUGCCAAGUACGGCCUGAAGGACGAGAUGGUCUUGCCCUUUGACCCUGUGCCCAUCAUCGACGUGCCUGGCAUGGGCACCCUGGCGGCUGUCACGGCCUACGACGAGCUCAAGAUCAGGAGCCAGAACGACCGAGAGAAGCUUGCUGAAGCCAAGGAGAAGGUCUACUUGAAGGGCUUCUACGAGGGGGUCAUGAUUGUGGGUGAUGUCAAAGGUCAAAAGGUCCAGGAUGUUAAGAAGACUGUCCAGAAGACGAUGCUGGAUGCCAGGGAGGCCGUAAUCUACCUGGAGCCUGAGAAGCAGGUCACCUCACGCUCUGGGGACGAGUGCGUGGUGGCGCUUUGUGACCAGUGGUACCUGGACUACGGCGAGGCAAAGUGGAAAGCACAGACCUUAGCCGCCCUGGAGAAGAUGGACCUGUAUUCAGAAGAAACAAAAAGGAACUUCCUUGCGACAUUUGAUUGGCUCCACGAGCAUGCCUGCUCCAGAACGUAUGGCUUGGGAACCAGGAUGCCAUGGGAUGAGCAGUAUCUCAUUGAGUCCCUGUCUGACUCCACUAUCUACAUGGCCUUCUACACUGUUGCACACCUGCUGCAAGGAGGCGUGUUUGAUGGGUCCGGCACCAGUCCACUGGGGAUCAAGGCAGAUCAGAUGACCCCUGAAGUCUGGGACUACAUUUUCUACUCCAAGGCCCCGUACCCUAAGUCCAGCAAGAUCCCCAAGUCGGCCCUGGCCAAGCUCAAGCAGGAGUUCAAGUACUGGUACGGGGUCAACCUCCGCGUCUCCGGCAAGGAUCUGGUGCCCAACCACCUGACCUACUUCCUGUACAACCACUGCGCCGUCUGGCCCCAGGAGCCCGAGCGCUGGCCGGCCGCCGUCCGCACCAAUGGCCACCUCUUGCUGAACAACGAGAAGAUGUCCAAGUCCACAGGGAACUUCCUGACGUUGUCCGAAGCCCUGGAGAAGUACUCUGCAGAUGGCAUGCGUCUGGCCCUUGCCGAUGCCGGUGACCAGGCCGUGGAAGAUGCCAACUUCAUCGAGGCUCUAGCCGAUGCCGGUAUCCUGCGCCUCUACACCUUCCUAGACUGGACCAAGGAGAUGCUGGCAGAGGAGAGCACCCUCCGCACAGGAGCCACAGACAGCUUUCACGACCGCGUGUUCAUCAGCGAGAUGAACGAUGGGAUACAGGAGACGGAGAAAGCUUACGAGAGAAUGAUGUUCAAAGAGGCCCUGAGGACAGGAUUCUUUGAGUUUCAGGCAGCAAGGGAUCGGUACCGUGAGCGGGCUACCGACGGCAUGCACCAUGACCUGGUCAUGCGAUUCAUUGAAUGCCAGAUUCUCCUCCUAGCGCCCAUCUGUCCGCACCUCAGCGAUUACAUCUGGGGACUGCUUGGAAAUCAAGAAUCCAUCAUGAAGGCCAAGUGGCCAGCGGCCGGUAAAGUGGACACUAAGCUGCUGAGGUCGUCCGAGUACCUAAUGGACUCGGCCCACGACUUCCGCCUGCGACUCAAGAACGCCUUGCUCCCCCCAAAAGGGAAGCAGAAGGGCGGUCCACCACCCCUGAAGCCUACCUAUGGCACCCUCUUCGUGGCCAAGACCUACCCUCCAUGGCAGAGCGCUGUCCUGACAACUCUUAAGAAACUCUACGACGGUAAUUCCGGUGGCUUCCCUGAAAACAAGGUGAUACUGAAUGAGCUGAAGAACAUCGAUCUGCUCAAGAAAUACAUGAAGAAGGUCAUGCCGUUUGUGCAGCAUAUCAAGGAGAACGUUGAGAAGUCCGGUGCAAGGGCCAUGGACUUAACCAUGGAGUUUGAUGAGAAGCAAGUACUGGAGACCAACAUUGCCUACUUGGCCAGUACCUUGGAGCUGGAGGGGUUGGAGGUCAAGUUUAGCUCAGAGGCCACUGAUAAGAUUCAGGAGGAAUGCUGUCCUGGAAAGCCAUUCUCUAUCUUCAGAGCUGAGUCAAGUGUAGUUGUGAAGAUGGUGAACCCCCAACCCCACAGUGGUCACUUCACCCUGGACGUUCCCAUCAGGCAAGGGGACACGGUUGCCAAGGUAGCCAACCGCAUUGCUAAGCAGGAUCGAGGAAUUAAAGACGUGAACAGGGUCAAGAUACUACGUUACAAUGAUCCCGAUCUGGGGCCGCGCAAGAUGCCAAAGUUCCAGCAGCCAAUGGAGGGCCGGACUGGGAUUGGCAGCCAGGCCACCUUCAGUAUCAGCCUUGAGACCAAGCGAGUGUCGGUGUCCGACAACGGCAACAAUGUAGACGCGGGUUCGGUGCUGGUCUAUAUGGUGGAGUAGCUCACAUGAGAUUGUCGCAGUUAAACUGCUGUAGACACUUAAUAUGAACAUUCAAAUAUUCUUGCACCUCUUCAUUGGCAUCAACAUGGAUGCAAAAUGAGCGUCCGUGUCUGAGAGUGGCAAAGAUGUCAACCCAGUUGUUGGUUGUUGCUGGUCUGUGUGGGGGAAUAACCUGUAACAUUGUUGCAGUCAAACUGCUUUGGACACAAACAAUUAAAAUACCCUGUAAUCUUGUAUUUGGAAAUAGUUUGUCAACUGUUGUUACAAGGGUGUGGUAUAAGCAAAUAUCUCUGCUUUUUAAAGUUGAUCUAUAAGGAAUACGCUCAAAGUAAUGUUAUUUUUUUCAUUUAAAAAUCCCACAAAUGCAUUGUGUCUUCCAUGUGUACAUUUACACAAAGCUUUUUUUUUCAACACACAACCACUCUAGACCUGCACAGGGUACAAUCAUUAACCCUAACCCCCUAGGGUGUAUGUAAAAUCGUAUUGAAAUUGGAGGAUUUUGGAGUGUGAGGGUUAAAGUACGCUGUGUACAUUAUAUUGACAUAAUUUUUUUUUCCGUUGAAAUUUGAUUUUUUUUUAAACUAUUGCUUGAUUUUUUCCCCCCAACCAUUUGAGUUGGGGUUGCACACCUGGAACGCUGUCUUCUUUCAGUCUCAUUGCAUAACAAUUAAUCUAACUUUUUUUUUUCUCUCCAAAAGUUCAAUCCAUUUUGAUUUUGUGAAAGUCUUCAAAAUUGUCUUUAUAUGCACUUACUGACAUUGUACAAGAAAGUUACAAGAAGGUUGCAUACGAACCUGUCAGCUCUCUGUCCAGCAGUGUUGUAAAUUGGGAAUUCACCCAAACAUUCCUGGGAAUUAACUGAUACAGUGGGAACUGAAUGUUUUCAAUGAGAAGGAUUUUGAUGUCUUGACACAAAGUCUGACAAACAUGGCUUUGUUUCAUGAACUGAAAGGGCAGUUGCAUUUCUAGCGAGGGGUGGGGAAAGUUGACCUCCCCCUGAUUUUUAAUUGGAAGUGUCAAUACUUUAGUAAACAUACUAGCACUUUUUGAGGGGCGUUGAGUAUUCCUUUUGGCAAUUACAAAUAAUGGGACAAUUGUUAAUGGAGGAAAGAAAAAGUCAUUUAGCCCCUGCAAUCUAUUCCUGUAUAUGGCAAUGUGACCACUUCCUUGGUUUUUCUGACUGGAACAUUUCUUGCCCUGCUCAUAACGUUUCUAAAACAAACAAAAACAAAACAAAAAAAUCUGAAGUUAACACAGAGCCUUGUGCCUUGGCUAUCCAAUGCCAUCUUUUGUGAGUAGUCGUCAGUAGUAAUGAAGAACCUGUAGCAGUGUACCAGAAAUGUACACGAUAUAAUAUUGUAACACAACAUGUAUUGCUCUCCAUAUUGGGAAGUCCAAGUACUCAGAAUGCACGUUGUAUCUCAGUACACUUGCUGGAUGUGAUACUGAAGUCCUCAGCAUGUGCAAUUGCAAACCAGUACAAUACCAGAGCCAGGAUUUGAGUAAAGGUUGUUCACUGUGAUGCAACAAAAUCCGAGUGUUUUUAUUUGCAGACUGAGUGAACUCACUCCUUUGCUGAAGUUUAAAACAGGCUGAACAUAAAAGGAAUGAUGAGAAUUGUAUAUCUACAAAGUAUGUUUCAAAUCUUUGCAAACAAUUAAAGCAUAAAGCCAUGACAAGUUAAAUGCUAACACAAUGUGUAAUAAGUGUGAAUUUUGCCUUCAAUUAAUCAUGAUCAGUAGCCACAAUAAAGAAAUUUUUCUAGA
Acanthaster planci (crown-of-thorns starfish) is the source of this 5447-nucleotide messenger RNA. RefSeq names its product leucyl-tRNA synthetase 1 (gene lars1). Gene Ontology annotation, molecular function: leucine-tRNA ligase activity; aminoacyl-tRNA deacylase activity; ATP binding. Gene Ontology annotation, biological process: leucyl-tRNA aminoacylation. The record is from RefSeq and is a predicted model, not a curated record. Lineage: Eukaryota; Metazoa; Echinodermata; Asteroidea; Valvatida; Acanthasteridae.